UGCUCCAGGGCAGGAGCAAUCUGCUCUGGGCCCCCUCUGGGCCCCUCACAUGCCAGUUAUGUAAGUGGCACCAUUUGGAAUCCAGAAGAUAAGCAGGUCCCAAGCACCCAGGUCUGUUCCUCCCCCGUGGCAUGGUGCCUGGCACGGGUAGAGGUACAUAUAAGUCCAGACUUCCUACGUGCUUGCCUGCAGGAGAGAUGCUGCAGCCCCUGGGGGCCAUGGCCUGUGCCCUCCUCUUCAGGCUUCUCCCUCUUAUGGCCCUGGCAGCCUCCUCCCGAGGCAGUCGCCUCGGCCCCACAUCUCCCCUGCGUUAUUCCAGGUUCCUAGAUUCUUCCAAUGUCAUUUUCCUGCGCUGGGACUUUGACCUGGAGGCUGAGAUCAUCACUUUUGAAGUCCAGGUCCGCACAGCGGGCUGGGUGGGCUUGGGGGUCACAGAUCGCUACACCAACGUGGGAGGCGAUCUGGUCGUUGGAGGAGUCUUGCCCGAUGGCAAUGUCUACUUUUCGGAUCAGCACCUGGUGGAUGAAGACACCCUGGGGGAGGACAGCAGCCAGGAUGCUGAGCUGCAGGGGCUAACAGAAGAUGCUGUCUACACCACCAUGCGCUUCUCCCGGCCCUUCCGCUCCUGCGACCCUCACGACCAGGACAUCAAGGGUGCCACCAUGAGGGUGCUGGCCACCUACGGCCUGGAUGACGUUCCCAAGCUGGAUCCGGAGCGCAUUUUUGUCAAGUCCAUCUUCCUGCUACAGAAAAUCCACCCUGAUGAGUAUGAUGUCCCCGAGGACACCAUCAUUCAUGACUUGGAGAUCGCUGACUUCCUGGUUCCAGAGGAGGACACCACGUAUGCCUGCACCUUCCUCCCACUUCCCAUUGUCAGCAAGAAGCACCACAUCUAUAAGUUUGAGCCCAAGCUGAUGGAGCGCAACGAGACAAUGGUGCAUCACAUCCUGCUGUACGCCUGUGGGGGCGCCAGUGUUCUCCCCACGGGCAUCGGCCACUGCUACGGGGCCGACCCCGCCUUCUCCCUCUGCUCGCAGGUCAUCAUGGGCUGGGCCGUCGGGGGCACGAGUUACCAGUUUCCAGAUGAAACGGGCAUCUCUAUUGGGACCCCCCAGGACCCCCAGUGGAUCCGACUGGAGAUUCACUACAGUAAUUUUCACAACCUUGCUGGUGUGUACGACUCCUCGGGGAUUCGCGUAUACUACACUGAACAUCUGCGCAAAUACGACAUGGGAGUCCUCCAUCUGGGCUUCCUGACCGUGCCUGUCCACUUCAUACCCCCGGGCUCCGAGUCCUUCGUGUCCUAUGGGCUGUGUAAGACGGAGAAGUUUGAAGAGAUGAAUGGGGCCCCUGUGCCUGACAUACAGGUAUUUGGCUACCUGCUCCACACCCACCUGGCUGGCCGUGCUCUGGAGGCCCUGCAGUACAGAAAUGGAACACAACUCCAAACAAUCUGCAAAGAUGACUCCUACGACUUCAAUCUGCAGGAGGCUCGAGAUUUACAACAUCCCGUGGUGAUCAAACCGGGCGAUGAACUGCUGGUGAAGUGUCACUACCAGACCCUGGAUCGAGACCUGGUGACUUUUGGGGGCCCCAGCACCAUUAAUGAGAUGUGCCUCAUCUUUCUCUUUUACUAUCCCCGGAACAACAUCUCCAGCUGCCUGGGGCUCUUCGACAUUGUCCAUGUGGCCAACGAGCUGGGGCAGGAGGUGUCAGACCCCUUGGAAGGGAUAAUGGCCAUGAACAAUGUUGAGUGGACCCCAGAGAACAUUAAGAAGGCUGAGAGGAUCUGCAAAGAGACCCAGCAGCUGGUGGUAAUAAAGAACAUUGAUGAGGUGGUGGAAAACACAACAGGCUGGAUUCCGGAAAUCAUCCCUACUCCUCGGGGGCCCUGCUUGGAGUCCUCAGGAGGCAAAGUGGAGCCCCAGGACAAAACCCCCGCGGGCUUCAGGGCUGCCCCAGGGGCCCUCCUGCGCUCUGGCACUGCUGCCCCGAGGCACCUCCCCUUCGCUGCCCUCCUGUUUGGGCAGGGGGCCCUGUCUUGGCUCCUUGCCACCCUGAGUGCUGGAGUCUGAUACUGUCUCCCGAGGUCACAUACCCAGGCCCCUCUCUGCUCACCCUCCCCUUGUCAUCAAGCACAGAAACUCCCCUCUGCUUUGGCUCCCAAAAAGGUCCCCCAUCUGUGCCCCUUCCCAAGACCUAGGCCCCAACACU
Messenger RNA from Manis javanica (Malayan pangolin), 2214 nucleotides. RefSeq names its product putative DBH-like monooxygenase protein 2. Gene Ontology annotation, cellular component: secretory granule membrane. The record is from RefSeq and is a predicted model, not a curated record. Gene Ontology annotation, biological process: dopamine catabolic process; octopamine biosynthetic process; norepinephrine biosynthetic process. Lineage: Eukaryota; Metazoa; Chordata; Mammalia; Pholidota; Manidae. Gene Ontology annotation, molecular function: dopamine beta-monooxygenase activity; copper ion binding.